Xyrauchen texanus (razorback sucker) is the source of this 5112-nucleotide messenger RNA. Its product is annotated as SAFB-like transcription modulator. The coding region runs from base 19 to 2934 and encodes 971 amino acids. Gene Ontology annotation, biological process: regulation of transcription by RNA polymerase II; regulation of mRNA processing. Lineage: Eukaryota; Metazoa; Chordata; Actinopteri; Cypriniformes; Catostomidae. Gene Ontology annotation, molecular function: sequence-specific DNA binding; RNA binding. The record is from RefSeq and is a predicted model, not a curated record. Gene Ontology annotation, cellular component: nucleus. The transcript has 20 exons.
CUCGCGCACACAGUUAAAAUGUCGGCGGUGGCCAUUUCAGCGGAGACUAAGAAGAUUACAGAUUUACGAGUUGUAGAUCUCAAAUCAGAGCUCAAACGAAGAAAUUUGGAUAUAACGGGUGUGAAAAAUAACCUAAUCGCAAGAUUGAAGCAGGCGAUAGAAGAUGAAGGUGGCGAUCCAGACAACGUUGAGUUCCCCGUGUCAGUUGAGACACCCACGAGAAAACAAGCCAAAGUCAAAGGAAAGAAGACCGACCUGGACAAAGACACUACAAUGGAAGAGGAAUCCUUCUCAAAGGAAACCGAGGAGGAGGAAUCAGAAAAAGAUGUAACUGAUACUGAUGAUGCUACUCAUGAAAAUUCUAAAACCUUCUCCUGUGAAGACGGCCUUGCAGAGCACGAGGCUGAGGCAGGGGCAGAGCCUGACCUUGAUGCAGAGGUGGACCCUGAACCCGAGCCUGAUGCAGAGGUUGAGGCAGAGAGAGAAGCUGAGACUGAAGUCCCAGUGAUGGAGGCCUUUGAGUGCGAACAUACUCCUGAACCCGUAAAAGAAGUUGAUGAUGACAAUAUAUCCGUCACCAUCCAGGCUGAAGAUGCCAUCACACUGGAUGUGGAUGGCGACGACCUCCUGGAAACAGGUAAACAUGUGAAACUUCCAGAUUCUGAGGCAGACAAGUGCUGCGAAGAAGCUGAGUCCUCUGCUGAGAUGGGGCAGGAGACCGACUCGCUGGCCAAAUCAGUAGAUGUCCACAAAGAUGGUAAGAGUGAGGACAGCCUGAAGUCUGACUCCACCAAGAAGGAAAGCAGAGAGGCCUUGAAGAAAGGAGAAAUGGGAGACAAGGAAAAGGAUUCUGGGAAGAAAGGCCCCUCUUCAACUGGGGCAACAGGUCAAGCAAUGAGCGCUUCAAAAGACAGAGAUGGAAAGACUACGAAAGAUGAGAAAGGAGGCAGCACCAGCUCUUCUCGUAAUCUGUGGGUGAGUGGCCUGUCCUCCAACACUAAAGCAGCUGAUCUCAAAAACCUCUUUGGCAAAUUUGGCAAGGUUUUUAGUGCUAAAGUGGUCACUAACGCUCGUAGUCCAGGAGCCAAAUGUUAUGGGUUAGUCACCAUGUCGUCCAGUGCAGAAGUGGCAAGGUGCAUCUCCCACCUGGACCGCACAGAGCUUCAUGGACAGCAGAUAUCUGUGGACCGGGUGAAAACUGACCCCUUCAAAAAGGAAGGGGAGGAGAAGACCUGUUCCAGUAAAGCUCCUGGAGAAAAGCGAACUCCAACUGGAACAAAAACCUUAAGCAAGUCUCCAGCUUCAUCCAAGAAGGAGGAGAAAAAAUCAGACAAACCCUCUGAGAAAGACACCAAAAAGCAAGACUUAAAAAGCAACAAAUCUGAUGCACCAUCUUCCAACUCGGGAGCCGACGUAUCCAAGAAAGAUGAAAAGAAAUAUGGAAGAAAGAGUCCAGGCAAGAUGAUGGGGAUUGACCAUGCUAGAAGAGGGCAAAACUUUAAGUCUCGACCUCCUUUCAGAAGGGGUGGGAGAUUUGAGAAGCCCAGCGCACCCAAUACAAUGGGCAGACGGCCCAGAUGGUUCAUACCACCUAAUGAGAUGGAGAUGAUGAAAAAAGGGAGGCCCCUGCCUAACAAAGGUGGCAACAAGGAAAUCCUACCUUUUGAGAAGAUGAAGGAGCAGCGGAUGCGGGAGCGCAUGGUCAGGAUGGAACAUGUUCGUAGGGCUGUGGAACUGCGCAGGCGGCGUGAAGUAGCGGAGCGAGAUCGGAAGGAGAGGGAGCGGAUCCGUCUUCUUCGUGAGCGGGAGGAAAGGGAGAACCUGAUGAGAGAGCGGCAGAGGCUGGAGAUGGAAAGACAGAAACUUGAACGUGAGCGCAUGGAAAGAGAGAGACUGGAGCGGGAGAGAAUCCGCAUUGAGCAGGAGCGUCGCAAGGAAGCGGAUCGUUUGGCUCGUGAACGUGAGGAAUUGAGACGGCAGCAUGAGCAGCUGCGUUUUGAGCAGGAGAAGCGAAACUUAAAGAGGGGCCGUGAUGUCGACCAAAGAAGGGAGGACCCUUACUGGAAUGGUGGUAAAAAGAUGCAGACUGUGCCAGAGGGGAGAAUUAGUCAAGGCUCUGCCUACAACAGCCGCCAGCAGAAUCGCUUCAACAACUUUAAUCCCAGAGACCGUACCCGCUACCCUCAGACAUCAGCAGUGCAAUCUAACAACUUUGAUAGACGGAACCGUUUUGAGAAUGAAGCUGAUUCAAAGAAGAAUCGAUCUGCUCCACGUCGUGAAGGAUCAGGAUUCGACCGUUUUCCUAAAGACUUUGAAACUGUGCGUAGAACGGAACCACCACCUCCUCCCCGCACUGAACUGCGGGACAGUGACCGCCGAGAGAUCCGCGAUCGUGAUGAGCGCAGACAGGUGGCUAUGCCUGAACGAGCAGCUGUAGGCAGAGCAGCACCUCCAGUCAUUGCUCACUCCAGGACUCCCAGAGACACAAGCCACACUGGCUGGAAGACUGAUGGGGGAAUAAAUACUAAACAAGAUGUCAGAGGAGCAGUGCGGAUGCGUCCAGAGCGACCAGGAAGAGAGGGACCCAGUCCUGCCUUGAGAGGAACUUCCACAGCUAGCCGUGGCAGGACAAGCUUCAACAGCCGAGAUAGAGGCAGACCUGUGGUUAUUGGACAGCAGCACUUUGGCAGUGGCAGGCAGGUGGUGGUGGAAAGGCAUGGGCGUGAUCAGGGCCCCAGAAAAGAUUGGCAUGGUCCAGCAGGUUCACAGAGAGGAGGAUUCCCAGAUAAUCGUCGAAUGGGGGAGAGUCGGCCUGGCUUGAUGGCACCACACUCCAGCCAUUCCUCCACUGGAAUUAACAGAAUUGUGCAGAUCACUAAUGUUCCCAUGGCCGGCGGCAGUGGAGGAUUCAAACCUUUUAAAGGGAGGUUCUAGCAUCUGAAAAAUUAUAUAGAUUUUUUUUUGGCAACAAAAAAAAAAAAAGAGCUUUGUUAGCCUAAAUUUUUGCCCUGAACUGUUCUCUGUUGACCUGUAAACGCCCUCUGUGCACAUACACGUUAUCCUGUUAUAGUGUAGGUGCAACCUGUACAAUUUAUUUCUUAACCAGUGGUUGUGUACUGUUGAAAUUUCCUGUCCAAGACACUUCUGCUUUUGGCAGACUGUGUUUGUAGCACUGGACAUGUCUCUUAAUUCCAUUAACGUUUCAGUUGUUUUUUUAUUAUUAUUAUUAUAAUUUUUUUAUUAUCAUUCUACAAGUUAUUAAAUUAUGAGGAUUAUAACUGUCUCUGUAUAAUCUGAUUCUGUGUAUGGAGCCACACAAGAAAAGCCUUGUGUGAUGUACUUGGCAAGUUUUGAAGACUGAAUGAAUGUUAAGGACAACACAAACCAACUGACUUCUCUGACCAGAUUUACUUUUAUUCAGACAUAUUGCCCCUCGCCUAAGGCAUUUGUAAGAAAAAUGUCCAUCUACUCUUUGACAUGGUUGGGCUGCACAUGAAUCUUGCCCACAAUGGUAGGUUGACCCUUAUAAUAUCCAAUAUUUUGUACGAUGUUUUUGUUUGUUUUUCCAAGUAAAAAUGACUUGUGUAAAUAUACAAGUAUAAAGGAUAAAAAAUAGAAAUUGUAAUGGAACUUUUACCUCCGAUCACUAGUAGUAUUUGGAUGUUAAACAUGCAAUGCAACUGCAUUUCCAUUCUGGACUAACCUAGUAAAUUCCCAUUCAAAGACCGAACCCACCAAGUAAAACCUUUUCAGUAUUCAUCCAUUUGUGGCAGAACCCAUUGUGUCAACCAGAGGCAUUUUAAUAUCAGUAAAAUAUAAUUACCCUCCCUGGUCAAACGUUAUGAUCAACCAAGGAUGUCCUGCCACUGUGGUCUGUCUAAAAGCUCAGCUCAGAGUGCUCUCUCUCUCUCUCUCUCUCUCUCUCUCUCUCAUAUUGUAAAUCAGGUUUUUUUUUUUUUUUUUUUAUGUAACCAGAUACUUUGGUGAUUUCUACAUUUGUAUAAAAAGAGGUAUCUAGUGUAUUCAUUGUAACAGUGCAUAGCAAAUGACUAAAAUGGUAUAGGGUAUCUUUUCCCACUAUAAAUGUGACAUUGCAGUAUUUACCCUGCCAACACAUUGCAAUUUCUACAUGUAUACUCUGGAAUUUCCACACAUCUGUCAUGAACAAGAUUAUUUUUAGAAGCAAAGGUUUAAGCCGAAGCACAAAACAGAAUAGAUAAAAAAUGCAUUGUGUUAUUUCAGCACACCACAUCCAGUACAACACCUGCAAGACAUCAUUCUCCCAUCUCUAUAAUGCCUAUCUUGUGUUCCCUACUGUAUGCCACCAGUCAGAGGUGAUGCAAGCUCACUAACAUUUAUGAAUCCAUAUUUAUGGUUCUUGUUGUAGGAAAUGAAAUUACAAAAAUGGCACGACUAACACUGUUUUUCACCCUUCGUAUCUAAACCAACACUGGCUAAAUACAAUAUUGCACACCAGCUAGUACACGUCAAAAUAGCAUCAUUUCAGUGCUUUAAACCUACUUCUGAAACCAUUGGGCCCUUUAAGGUAUUUAGAAAAAAAUGACUUAAAUGCAGCCAUGUUUUAUUUUAAAAGCCUAUUUCCUUGGGUUGAAAUGGUGCUGUUACAGCAAUAAUGUACUAUAGCCCUUGAAAAAGGACCUUUUCAAAUUUAACCCUGUGUUUGAAUAUAUAUGAUUUACUAAGGCAGAUAAUUCACAUCCCACUGUAUGCAAGACACUCAUGGAUAUGUUCGUCAGUAAAGGCCUUUGCAGUUUUCUGUCUAUGGUAAGGUCUACAGAUUGUCUCGCACCUAUUUUAUUUUCCAGUAUAAAAAAUACUCUAAAUAUUGUAAGACUUCUUGUAUACAUAGAGUAUUUGCCACUGAGGGACCAAACGUUAAAGGAUCACCUGCAGACCACAACUCUGUCCAACAACUAUUCUGUCAUUUUCAAUGAGCUUGGAACUUGUAUAUUCUUGCAUUGUGAGAGCAGAUAAAUGGUUUGCUCACAGAAAGGUUAGUGUUUCUGAGAUUCACACUGCUCAGAUCAAGGCAUAUAGCUGGAAUGUUUUAUAUAGAAAUGGACAUUGUCUUUGAGGAGGCAGCACAAUAAA